AUGGCGCGAAUUCCCCGUGGCCCGCGCAGACUCUCCUCCUGUAGAUCCAGAUGGGUCCCACACCGCUCAGACUUCCACCCCCAUGGACCAAUAGAGAGCGAGGGUCAGCCGAGGAAGCAGUCAAGACUCAUCCAGGAGAAAGAUUGGGAAGACACCACUUGUUCGGUCUGCAUGGAGUGCCCACACAGUGCCGUCCUCCUCCUCUGCUCCUCCCACGACAAGGGCUGCCGCCCCUACAUGUGUGGGACCAGCUACAGGUACUCCAACUGUCUUGACCAGUACAUGAAGGCCUACACAAAUGGGCCCACUGCUAGUGGCGGCGACCACGAGGGUGGUGGCACUGCCAAGCUGGCAUGCCCACUGUGCCGCGGCCAAGUCAAAGGGUGGACCGUGGUGGAGGCGGCUAGGGAGCACCUGAAUUCAAAGAAGAGGAGCUGUGUUCAGGAAGACUGCUCCUUUGUGGGCACUUACAAGGAGCUGAGGAAGCACAUGAGGGCCGAGCACCCCUCUGCAAAGCCCCGGGAGGUUGACCCAGUUCUUAAAGAGAAUUGGAGAAGCCUCGAGCAUGAGCGGGAGCAUGAGGAUGUGAUGAGUGUCAUAAGAUCUUCCACACCAGGGGCAGUCGUGUGGGGGGACUAUGUGAUUGAGGGUGGCGGUGGCGGCGGCGGCCAUGGUCAUGAAGGAGAUGAUGAUGAUGAUGAUGAUGAUGACGAUGAUGAUGAUGAUGAUGAUGAUGAAGAUGCUGCUGGAAGAGGCAGUGGCAGUGGCAGUGGCGGUGGCGGCAGAGGUGCCAGGGGGUUUGCACCGAAUGUGCUGAAUUUCUUGGUGCUCCUCCGGGCAUUUGAGAAUUCAAGGAGUGCUGGCUUUGCUUCUCGCCUGAGAAGCAAUGGGGCUGCCUCUGGUGCCUCUGGGGGCGGGGGUGGCAGUGAUGAGGAAGGUCCGGUGAUCCAACUGGGGAGGAGCAUGAGAAGGUCUGAUCGGCAGCGGCGGCGGAGUGGCAGCAGUAGGGGGGGCGUCACUGAUAGAUGA
Messenger RNA from Spirodela intermedia, 1029 nucleotides. The record is from the annotation of a GenBank genome assembly. Lineage: Eukaryota; Viridiplantae; Streptophyta; Magnoliopsida; Alismatales; Araceae.